CCAACAAUCGAGGAAGAAAUUGCAGCCUCCCACUUCAAAUUCAGUGACGCUCCAAAUCCUUCUUCUCUCAAGCUGCUCCUUCCUUCUGUUUUUUUUCUUUUCUCGGCCUCAGAAUCGAUGAUGCUCCAUAUUGUCAAAGAGGGGGCAGAUCUAGUCACGAGUUUUAUCAUGGUGGUAGUGGGUGGUAAUCGACACCAGUUCCGAGAAAGAAGAGUUAGAAGACAAUGAAGGGAGAGAAGAAAGUGAAGAAAGUCGUAAUUGUAUAUAUAUAUUGAGAUUACCA
Messenger RNA from Linum tenue, 283 nucleotides. The record is from the annotation of a GenBank genome assembly. Lineage: Eukaryota; Viridiplantae; Streptophyta; Magnoliopsida; Malpighiales; Linaceae.